Messenger RNA from Cladophialophora immunda, 1378 nucleotides. RefSeq lists its product as uncharacterized. Gene Ontology annotation, cellular component: myosin II complex; cytoplasm. NCBI's taxonomy places the organism in Eukaryota, Fungi, Ascomycota, Eurotiomycetes, Chaetothyriales, Herpotrichiellaceae. The record is from RefSeq and is a predicted model, not a curated record. Gene Ontology annotation, biological process: mitotic cytokinesis; actomyosin structure organization. The transcript is spliced from 2 exons. Gene Ontology annotation, molecular function: myosin heavy chain binding; cytoskeletal motor regulator activity; calcium ion binding. The coding region runs from base 276 to 1247 and encodes 323 amino acids.
UGACUUCUGAUAUUGCUGCCCUGCCAACAUCAGCUUGUUUACACAAUCACAUGCCUGGAGAUGGUUGUUGUAUUCACAACAUUGACGAGAGGGACUUCACUCCACCACCUACCAGCUAUCUCUAACCGAGUGAACACUGCAAACUACCUCUCUGCAUGAAGCAGCGACUUUUCCGAGAAGACUGGACUCGUCUGCGCCGAAACUACCAACUACAGUAACCCUCGGAUCAGCAACUGAAGCGAACGUAAGAGUAUAGGAUUUGAUUGACGGUCACAAUGACAUCAUACAAAUCUACAUUCAACAACUCUCCCCGUUCCUCGCCUUUUCGCCGUCCUGGUUCACCAGGUUCCCCUACACUCGUCAAUGGAGGGAGACCCGCAACUCCUCCAACCAACAGAAGCGCCGCUUCACCAUUGACUUCACCAUCUAAACUCAAGCAUGCUUAUACCGUGUCAGAAGAGGAGGAGGACGAGAUCGUGGUGUCGACCCCCUCCAAGACCACCACAGAGCCGCCCUUCAGAAGAGCCCAAACUGAACCCCCUCCUUCACCAACAACGGCUCGUCUUUCGCAAGCUUCUUCGCCCUCGAAAUAUGAGACAGGCCCGCUCUUAAUGGCCAAUUCGAAGAAUGCAACUAGCAGAGAACCACGAAGGCUCGUCUCCAAUGGUAUGCUCUCUCAAAAUGAUAGCCUCUCAAAACUCCCGCCACAACUUCUGCAUAAUAUGCGCGAAUCCUUUUCUGUCCUUGAUUCCAACUCUAACGGCACAAUCGACGCCUCUUCUGUGGCCGAAACUUUACAAUCUCUUGGACUACACGAGAGCAAUCUGUCCCAAUUCUUUCCACCGGGACAGCCGCAACAAAUGUCCCUUCCCCAAUAUCUCAAUCAGCUAGCGAACAUAUUGGUCGGACUAUCACCUCAACAAGAGCUUCUCAAUGCUCUUUCUGCAUUCGACGACGACGAUAGUGGGCAGAUCGAUGUUGCAGAGCUCCGUGCAGCCUUAUUGAGCACAGUGCCAGAUCCAGGAGAACGGCAGCUGACGGGGAGGGACAUCGAUCGAGCCAUGGAGGGCUUCACAGGGAGAAGAAUCUUGGGCAAAAAUGUUAUUGGUAUCGCUGGGGUAAGAGGCCUGAAGGACCCUGCCCCAAAGAAAGGCGGCGAUGUAUUUCGAUACCAGGAGUUUGUGGCGAACUUGACGGGCGGACCUGCCACCGACUCUGUGCGACCCCAGAGCGUCUCUUCGCGGUAAUGGUUGUCGAUGGUUGAUCGAUCGAUGUAACGGCGUUACGAAUGGGUCAUGCGUUUUAUACCGACCAAGUAUUAUAUAUAUCCAUGGUGAAUGCAUCGUGGUUCAUCAAGCUGUCAAAGACACGCUGGUCU